CCAAACAUUAUGAAGGGGCAUGGAGAAAAUAACUUCACCCCAGUACUCUACAGUGAAGUCCUUGAACUUCCAGCAGAGGGUGAAGACAGAAUGAGAGGCUCCGACUCAAAUCACCUUUUAUCUUCCUCUUCUAUUGUAGAAGAUAAUCCAUCUUCUAUUGGCAAAACUAGAACUAUUCAUAGAUUGGGUAAACUUUUGGCAUGUUCUGAAUGUGGGCAGCGAUUUAAAAAGAAAUGUAAUCUUUCCAUACAUGAGAGAAUUCACAAAGGUGAAAGGCCAUUUACAUGUUCAGAAUGUGGAAAAGGUUUUUGCCGGAAAUCAGUACUUGUGAGACAUCAGAGUAGUCACACAGGAGAGAAGCCAUUUUCAUGUUCAGAAUGUGGGAGAUGUUUUAACCAGAAACCAGAACUCGUGAGACAUAAGAAAACUCACACAGGAGAGAGGCCUUUUCCAUGCCCUGAAUGCGGGAAGUGCUUCAGUCGGAAUUCAAUUCUUGUAAAACAUCUGAGAACUCAUACAGGAGAGAAACCAUAUUCAUGUUCAGAAUGCGGGAAAUCUUUUAACCAGAAAUCAGAUCUUGAAAAACAUCAAAGAGUUCACACAGGGGAGAAGCCAUAUUUAUGUUCAGAGUGUGGGAAAUGUUUUAACCAGAAAUCAGAUCUUGUGAAACAUCAAAGAAUUCACACAGGAGUGAAGCCAUAUCCAUGUUCAGAAUGUGGGAAAUGUUUUAGCUAUAAAUCAGAUCUUGGGAUUCAUCUAAGAAUUCACACAGGAGAGAAGCCAUAUUCAUGUUCAGAAUGUGGGAAAUGUUUUAACCAUAAAUCACAACUAGUGGUACAUUUAAAAAAUCACACAGGAGAGAAGCCAAAUUCAUGUACAAUAUGUGGGAAACGUUUUCGCCAGGUAUCACAACUUGAGGAACAUCAAAAAAAUCACACAAUAAACUAUUUUCAGGUUCAGAAUAUGGAUUCUGUUUUAGUCACAAAUCAAAUCUUUUGGAACAUCUAAAAAUUCACACAAUGGUGAAACCACUUUCAUGUGCAGUGUGUGGGCAGCGUUUUGGCCAGAAAUUGGUUCUUUUGUCACAUCAGAUAAAUCACUAAGGUGAGAAUUCAUUGUAGUGUUCAGAUUUAUGAAAAGUGGAAGUUGUGAGCUCCAUAUCAGUGUGUAGGACAUGAGAAUGCCUUGUGACGUCGAACUAUAAGGUGCUGUUCAGCAUUAGAAGAUUACAGCAGCUUUCCUCAAAAAACAAUGCCACGUCUGUCCACAGGUUGUGUGUGGUAUUGCAGUUUUGCCGUAUUCACUUUAAUAGAGCCAAGUUGCCAUACCAGACACAACCCAUGGACAGGUGUGGCACCGUUUGUGAAAGAAAUGAGACAUGUUUUCCGAAUUCUGUAAACCUCUUUUAACUCUCUGCCACAAGAUGAUGAUGUACAUAUAUGUCAUAGAAUGGCUUUGUGUUGUUUUUUUGUGAAUGUUGCAGAAAUGAUGUAUAAUUUUCAUCCCAUAAAUAGGUUAAUAAGUAAUAACAAUGCUUGUCACAGAGGUACACAGAAAUAUAAAAACAUUAUAGUUCUCAGAAUAUGGCAACACAGGACCAAAUAGUAAACUGCAUACAUUUGGUAUCACUUUAAGCAUUUACACCUACCGAAUAAAGGUAAUAGUGUUAGAACUAUCGGCAGCAGAACAGUAAUUGGUAGAGGAUCCGAGGAGGGCAGAUCACACAGGUUACAGAGAGAAAGCAGUUGCAAGGGGGAGGCAGCAGCAUUCUGGACACACUGCUCUAGCAUGUACUACAGGGAGAGAUACACCCACAUUAGAAAAUUGUCAAAAUAGGACCCUUUCCUGGCCCCUCUGGAAUGAACUACCCCUUUAAGGUAGAGCUGUAACUAUACUUAGCUUCACUGCCUACAGGAAAUCUGAGGUAAUUCUGAUAUCUCCUGGGUAAAUUAGCUCUUUCCCUCCAUCAGCAGUGUACCCUCCUCAGAUGAGCUGCGGUGUAUAAGCACUAUCACACCACUAGCUCACUGGGAGUUGUAGAGAAUAUGUCAGCAGAAAAUUACUUAUUGUUAAAAUCCUGUUAUUUGAAGUAUGGUUUUUCUUUAGAAUCUUUGCAGAUUUUUACAAUAUUUUUCCAUGUGUUAGGCUGGCGGCCCAGGUUCGCUGCUGUCCUAAGCAGACACGGGCAUUGCUUCCCCUUAUCCUGUCCAGCUGCUGACUAAGGUGCUGAUCAGCCUUCCUAUUAAAGGGGUUGUCCGGGUUCAGAGCUGAACCCGGACAUACACUUAUUUUCACCCAGGCAGCCCCCCUGAGGCUAGCAUCAGAGCAUCUCAUGCUCCGA
Bufo gargarizans (Asiatic toad) is the source of this 2341-nucleotide messenger RNA. RefSeq names its product gastrula zinc finger protein XlCGF7.1-like. Gene Ontology annotation, molecular function: DNA-binding transcription factor activity, RNA polymerase II-specific; RNA polymerase II cis-regulatory region sequence-specific DNA binding. Lineage: Eukaryota; Metazoa; Chordata; Amphibia; Anura; Bufonidae. The record is from RefSeq and is a predicted model, not a curated record. Gene Ontology annotation, biological process: regulation of DNA-templated transcription. The coding region runs from base 10 to 1008 and encodes 332 amino acids. The transcript has 2 exons.